CCCCCCGCUUCCGGUGCACUGGAGCCCGGCGGGAGGGGUUUCCGGGAGCGCGGGUGCUGCGGGGCCUGACGCGGCGGUGGAGCUGGGCCCCGCGCGGAGGGAGGCGGCACCGGGAUGAGCAGCGGCCGCCGAGGGAGCCCGGGGCGCCCGUGACAGACGCUCCCUGCGCCCGCAGCGCGUCCUGCAGCUGGCAGCGUUACCCUGGUUCCUUGUCCUGCCCUGCAGAGGUAGCCGGGAGCUGGGGCACCAACAUGAACGAGGUGUCAGUCGUCAAAGAGGGCUGGCUGCACAAGAGAGGGGAGUACAUUAAAACCUGGCGCCCCAGGUACUUCCUUCUGAAAAGCGACGGCUCUUUCAUCGGCUACAAGGAGCGGCCCGAGACGUCUGAUCACAGCUUGCCACCUCUGAACAACUUCUCGGUCGCAGAAUGCCAGCUGAUGAAGACCGAGCGGCCCCGGCCGAACACCUUUGUCAUUCGGUGCUUGCAGUGGACGACUGUCAUCGAAAGAACCUUUCACGUGGACUCUCCUGACGAACGGGAGGAGUGGAUGCACGCCAUCCAGACCGUCGCCAACAGCCUAAAGAACCAGGAGCCCGAAGAAGACCCGAUGGAUUACAAGUGCGGCUCCCCCAGCGACACCACCGGGGCUGAGGAGAUGGAAGUGGCCGUGAGCAAGACCCGGGCGAAAGCAACCAUGAACGAUUUCGACUACCUGAAACUCUUGGGGAAAGGCACCUUUGGCAAAGUGAUCCUGGUGCGGGAAAAGGCCACUGGGCGCUAUUACGCCAUGAAGAUCCUGCGGAAAGAAGUCAUCAUCGCAAAGGACGAGGUGGCGCACACGGUUACAGAGAGCAGAGUGCUGCAGAACAGUAGGCAUCCCUUCCUGACGGCGCUGAAAUACGCCUUUCAGACCAACGACCGGCUGUGCUUCGUGAUGGAGUACGCCAACGGCGGAGAGCUGUUUUUCCACCUUUCGAGAGAGCGCGUGUUCACAGAGGACCGGGCCCGUUUCUAUGGUGCUGAGAUCGUGUCGGCGCUGGAGUACCUGCACUCCAGGGACGUGGUCUACAGGGACAUCAAGCUGGAGAACCUGAUGCUGGACAAGGACGGACACAUCAAGAUCACGGACUUCGGGCUCUGCAAGGAAGGGGUAACGGACGGUGCCACCAUGAAAACCUUCUGCGGGACGCCGGAGUACCUCGCCCCAGAGGUGCUGGAGGACAACGACUAUGGGCGAGCUGUGGACUGGUGGGGGCUGGGCGUCGUCAUGUACGAGAUGAUGUGUGGCCGCCUCCCCUUCUACAACCAGGACCAUGAGCGGCUCUUCGAGCUGAUCCUCAUGGAGGAGAUCCGCUUCCCCCGGACCCUCAGCCCCGAGGCCAAGGCCCUGCUGGCCGGGCUGCUCAAGAAGGACCCCAAGCAGAGGCUAGGCGGAGGGCCCACCGACGCCAAGGAGGUGAUGGAGCACCGCUUCUUCACGGCCAUCAACUGGCAAGACGUGGUUCAGAAGAAGCUCGUCCCCCCGUUUAAGCCCCAAGUGACGUCAGAGAUCGACACGCGAUACUUUGACGACGAGUUCACGGCGCAGUCGAUCACCAUCACGCCCCCUGACCGAUAUGACAGCAUGGACUCCCUGGAGGCCGAUCAGCGGACGCACUUCCCCCAGUUCUCCUACUCUGCCAGCAUCCGAGAAUAGGCGGCGGCAGGCAGAGACUUGGGCUCCGAGCACGGGAGAACUUGUUGGUUUUGUUCCUGGGAUUUCUCUCCAGCAAUCUGGUCACACACUAGCCCGGCCCCCAGAGGUGCAGGGGCAGCCCAGCUGUUUGAAACGCCGCCAGCCUGGCAUUGCACCGCCGGGCGGAGCCGCGUUAAAAGGAAGGAAGUGCUCCUGCUCCGUGGCUCUGAGCAGCUCCGAGCCCUGGCUGGUUCAGUACCAUGGGGUUGCUUUGAUUUUUAAACUCCUAGAAGUGCUUACAGCUUUUAAAGACAGCCCACCCCACGAGAGAGCCUUCCUCCAGCAUCCGAGGGCCCCUCGCGCCAGGAUGUCAGCUAGCCAUAACCUAACCCAGAGCCGGAGAGAGGUUCGUGGAGAGGAAUCCUGUGGAAUCGAAACUGACUCGCCAGGAAUGCUGAGUUUCUGGUGGUUACGGAGAGCGCCGCCGAGUGGACGGGGCGGGACGGGACUCUCCGCUAGGACGCACAGUAAACCCUCCGAGCAGGCCGAGCCGGCGGCUUGGCCCUCAGCCCAGAGGGCUGUUUACUUCAUUGCUCCGUUAGCUCGGCUCCGGUGCGGCGAGGGACGCUGGCUCCCAGCCCCAGGGUUGGGUUCGUGGGUCCUGUUUUCUCUUCUGCCUGUUACAUCUUUACAGCCCUUCCUGCACCUGACGGGAAAGGGGCACAACCGAGCCGGUGGAAGCCAGAGCCGCAUGGAUCUUGGCGGGAGGGACGGGGGCACCUGGAGACCCAGCAGGGCUCCCGCGGCACAAUAGCACUAAGGAACAAGCCGGCUCUUUGCACGGGAAGUGACGUGUCUGGAAGGCCGGGGGUUCUCGUCGGGGGCAAGCCGACCCCAGCCCACGGCGGUACCUGUGUACGACGCACACGGUUGUAAAAGCAAUAACGUUUUUCUUCAAAGCUGCCUUAAAGCCAGAAGUCGGCGCUGCGGUUAGUUCACACCCAGCGUGCGGCAGGAUUUUCUACAGAACAACCGGGCGGCUAAUGAACUCUGCAGCGCUCGGCUGGAGACGCUCCUUCCGCCGCAGCUCCUGUGAGCGUCUCGCUCGCCAGCUCAGCCCCCCGACUGGGCUAAGCUUUUCCCACAGCGCACGCCAAAGGCCCCCUUUGCCCAUCAGGACGCCCCCUGCGCUGUCACUGACGCUGCCGAGGGGUGGGGCGCGCCGCCCCGUCCCACCCAGCGCCAGGGGCUGGGCAGAGUGCAUCGGGCGCCGGAGCGCUCUUCCCAUUGGCACUAGGCUGCCGCUCCUGGACCACGCGUGUCCGACUCAAACGCUCGGAGCCAUCUGCAGCUUUGAGAGGCGCAGGGGAGCAGCUGCCUUCUGCUCCUCCCGGCGUCGCGGAGCCACAGCGUGUCUCCCUGCCCAGCGGCUCUGAGCUACGCCUGGGCCGUCAAUCGCGUGGCCCUGGGCGGCUGCCAUUGUGCCUGGGGUGCCGGUUACACCCACGGUGUAGGGCAUGUGAGGGGGGACCCUUGCUGCAGCUGCUCGGACAGAGAACCUGGCCCCCGCGGUGUUUGUCAGACACGUUUUGAUGGGACAUUCUCCCCUGCUCUGGUGCCUGGGCCAAGCUGCGUCCUGGCGUGCGGGGUCUGUUUCCCCAAGAGUUUCACUGAAGUCAGCCCGUUGGCCAUGAAUUCCAGGGGUGGGUUCCCCGCGGGGCGGUUCCCUUGCAGGCAAGGGACGCACCGGUGAGCGACUGAUGCCCAGGACACCGCGUGGCCUCGUGGUUUGGGAAAUAGACGAUGAGGUCUGGUCUGAGGGCUCUCGGUACAGACGCCCCAAGUGCUCGGCUCCUGCUCUGCAGUCAGGCCCCGGGGUUGCUGCACUGGGGCUUGGCAAACUUGCCAGCUCUUCAUUGUUAAGCUCUUGAGUAUUUCUGCUGCUUUCACCAGUGUCAGAGCCGGCGCUGCUCUGGGUCCCGGCUGCUCCUCGCCGAAGCCUCUGAAUUUCUCAGGGAGGGCGAGAGCCUCGUCCCAAGUGCAGGAGGCAGCCGUGCAGCCUGGCUGCGAUGUGGGGGAGAUGUACCACUGCUUGGCUGCCCCCCGGAAAGGCGCCCGCGUUUCUGAGCUGCGGGCUGGGCCCCGUUUGCUGCAGGAUCUGGGGCUACUCAGCGAGGGGUCCCCGUGACCCUUCCAUCCCUAGAUACGGCUCCAGCGUCGCUCGCACAUGGUGACUUGGGCUGAAUUUGAGGCUCAGGCACUUGGCACUCGGAGGGGGGAUGGUUCUUGGGACGUGCCCCUGGCAGCACUGGCACAGGGGGCUGGGGCGGUUUCCCCUGCUCGUUCAGAGCACGCCGGAGAGUCCCGGCAGUGCCAGUCUGUCUCCUCCCGCAGCCCAGGGCUCUGGCAUGGGACCCGCAGAACGGCAGAUGCCCCCGAGCUGCCAGAGCCCCUGGCUGGAGUCCAUCUGGGAACGGCCCCAGGCUGAACUGAGGAGCCGGAUUUGUGCCCUGCCUCCACUGGAGAGAAGCUAGUCUCCCCCCUGCGAUGGGAUCUGCUCCUGGCCGCAGCUGGGCCUGGGGAGGGGGGCCCCCGCCAGGCUCGGUGCUGCCCCAAGGGUCCCAGCAUUGCUCCCCCAGGGAACGCCCCCAGGGUUACACAGCUGGGGAGGAAACCCCCGUCUCCCAGUCCGGUGCCUUCAACCUCCCUGUGCUUUCCCAAGCUCUGCGGCAGGCCUGUGCGCCAGCGGCCGAGGCCAGUUCGAAAUGUGCAGAACUCAGCUGGCGGCUUCAGCGUCCGGGGAGCAGCGCGUCCCCCCUGUGCCUGGGCUGUAGCGCCGGGCCGAGGGCGCGCGGGGCCGCCGGGCAGCGCCGGGCCGAGGGCGCGCGGGGCCGCCGGGCAGCGCCGGGCCGAGGGCGCGCGGGGCUGCCGUUGGGCCGAGGGUGUGCAGAGCUGCCGGCUGCUGCCAGGGUGGAGAAGCAUUUGCAGAUGCUGUCAAAGCGCUUCAUUACUCGGCCUGUGUAUUUCAUGCUGCGUGUCAGGGAGCCAGGUGGGACCUUGGCAAAGCUUUAAUUUAAAACCCACGUGGCCACCUGGGUUGCCUGUCUGUGACCAGGUCACCCCCCCCCGCCGGGCGCGGUGCUCUGGGCGAUUCCCCCCCCCCCCCUCCGGACAUGGUGCUUUGGGCAGGUGCCGCCCCCCCCCCCCCCCGGGGCAUGGUGCUUUGGCUGUUUCUCGCUGAGCCUUAAUGCCCGUUUGGCCUUUCGCUUGCUGCGUGUCGCUGGAAUUUCCUGGUGAUUCACCUGGCUCCGGUGCUGGGCUGCCGAGACCUCCCCUCCCACCAGCACUACGGGCUUUGCUGCCCACCCAGUGCCCUUCUGUGCCUCACCAAGGGGUGAGGGCUCCCCCCAGCUGGCAGGGGCUGUGCCAGGGCACAGUUCCCAUGGGGAGCGUCUACUCUGCCCUGGUCUGCGGCCCGGCCCGGCCCGGCUGCCACCCAGCUUUGAGGGUGGACAAGCAGCCAGCGGGGCAGGAGCUUUCUCCCCUGGGGGGGUGGGAGGCUUUACUUCCGUGGCGUGUGUGUGAGUUCUGCCGUGGGGCUGGGGCGUGCCAGGAGCCGUCAGCGGCCCCCUCGGGGCGGGGCAGAGCAGGGUGGCGUCCGGACACCCCCGCGGCGGAGUUGCACCCGCUGAGGUGCGUUACGUAGACUGACACGUCCCCGUGGGUCUCCCCGACAGCGAUGGGGGAUGAACGUCUCCAGAGCUGGAUUUGGCCCACGCGCGGCCCGGCUGCCGGCGGUGACACUCGAGUCGCUCUGUAAGAUAAGGUCUGUGAGUUCGGGAUAUUCUGCUUUGCCUAGGACCGGGCAGGUGAUGUUCCUGGAGUGUUUUGGUUCUGUAAAUCUGUCCACGCUGCGCUCACUGCGCCCUUGGAUUUGUACGGUACAAGCAAUAAAAUGUGUUUUGGA
This is a messenger RNA of Mauremys mutica (yellowpond turtle), 5643 nucleotides long. It is a transcript of the gene AKT2, whose product is annotated as AKT serine/threonine kinase 2. The transcript is spliced from 14 exons. Gene Ontology annotation, biological process: protein phosphorylation. Lineage: Eukaryota; Metazoa; Chordata; Testudines; Geoemydidae. Gene Ontology annotation, molecular function: ATP binding; protein serine/threonine kinase activity. The record is from RefSeq and is a predicted model, not a curated record. Bases 252 to 1697 code for a protein of 481 amino acids.